Molecule: messenger RNA, 1882 nt
Organism: Dalotia coriaria
Lineage: Eukaryota; Metazoa; Arthropoda; Insecta; Coleoptera; Staphylinidae
Product: epoxide hydrolase 4-like
Exons: 3
Coding region: 415-1617 (400 amino acids)
Biological process (GO): phospholipid dephosphorylation; cholesterol homeostasis
Cellular component (GO): peroxisome
Molecular function (GO): magnesium ion binding; lipid phosphatase activity
Source: RefSeq, a predicted model, not a curated record
ACACAAACACGUCGCAGGCAUGCUUGCGUCGCACUCUCAUCGAGUGGCGAUAACAGACGCGUGAAUUUAAAACAAUUAUAUAAAUCAAUUACGAUUAGUUGUGUUUUUCACUGCGCUAAGUAACACGGAUCUAACUUAAUAUAACCAUCAAAUCAUUGCGGGCAACCUGGAGACGAAAUUUUGGGACUGGCUGGCGCUAUCGGUAUAUCGGCGUUGCGCUAUCACUGGUGUUGACCUUUGUCUGGAGAGUAAUAACAAACGGCAUAUUGGACUGCAGUCACUUUACGGAUCGCAUCAUCCUAUGCGUCAGUUCUCUGCGUGCGUUGACGAGCAUGUUCGUUGCGUUGCCAUCGUGACUAGGGCAAUCUGCACGUCCCAGUGUCCUGCACCUUUUCGCCAUUGAUCAACAACACGAUGGCGCACACAGUCAUCGUGAACGUAGGCAUCUACGACUCGAUGCGCAUCCGAUUCUUGGCUCUGGUGCUCGGUUUAUGGAUCAUCUUGAAACGUUUCACGAAAUGGGCCUGGAACCCAACCGGAUUCUUCAGCAUCGAGCUGCGGGAUAACCCUCCAAGUUGUUUGGUUGAUACUACACUAGGACAACACAAAUAUGUUAAACUUAAAGGAAUUAAAUUCCAUUAUGUUGAAGCCGGUGGAAGAUCUCAACCAUUAGUAGUCCUCCUACAUGGAUUUCCAGAUUGUUGGCUCAGUUGGAGAUCCCAGAUCAACGCUUUAAGCGAUCACUUUCGUGUCGUGGCUUUGGACCUCAAAGGUUUCGGGGAUUCCGAUAAACCAGUCAAGCGUAGCUCCUACCGAAUUGAAGCUAUUCUAGAAGAGCUAAAACAAUUCAUUCAUUCUCUUGGUGUUACCAAAUGUACAAUCAUCGGGCAUGACUUGGGUGCCCUCCUUGGUUGGUAUUUAGUCCAUCGUGAACCGGAAUUAAUCGAAAAAUUCGUCACUGUAGCAUGCCCACAUCCGAAUCUCUACUGGCAGACUAUUUCUACCCACAGUUACUUUAAUUCACAAUGGUUGAAAUUCAUCCAAUUGCCGUAUUUGCCUGAAAUCGACGCAAUGAAAGAAGAUAUUAAUAUAAUCAAUGAUCACUUCAGUCAUCUGCAGAACAACGGCAAGAAAAACAAUUACCUUGAGGCGUACAAGUACGCAUUCUCACGCAAAGAAGACUGGACCGGCCCUAUUAACUAUUACCGAAACCUCCCCUUUACCAGGAUCAGCGAGGACUCCGCCCAGAUAAAGACCUCCACGCUACUGGUGACGGGCAAUAAUAAGUCCCAAUACGCCAAGUUGGAGGGGGUGGUGCAAUCGACGGACUAUUGCGAGAAGUUUCACGUGAAGAUUAUUGAUGGUGCUGGACACUUUCCGCACCAGGAGAACCCGGAGAUGUUUAACAAGGUGGUUUUAAAGUUCCUUAAAGUCUCCACCAUUGCUGAAAAGCAGGUGGAGAAUAGAUCGCCAUCGCAGGGGUUGAUCGGACACUUCUUUGGCGCGGUGUCAAACACUGUCAAAUAUGGUAAUUCGGUUAUAGAUUCAGUUCAGAAGAAAACCGGUGGUAGUAUACCGACCAGUUUAGGGCUGACGUCACAGAAUAAAGACAAGUAAAUGAGAUUUAAACAAGAAAACGCGUAGCCUUAGUAAUUAUUCUCGAUUUGUUACUCACGUACAUUGUGGGAGAAUGUAUGUUGGGUAUGUUUUAUCUAAAUCUGGGCUGUGAUCAGGGAUUUUAAUGUCUUUUACUUACAUUCUUAGUCCAGUGCGGUGAAUAUUUGUAGGUUAAAUAUUACAACAGUUUGUGAACUUACUACGUUUAGUUGAUUCCAAUAGACCUAUUGUACACUUAAUAGUUAUAAACAUUUACACUGUUUAA